UCAUUCAAUUAAGUUCUAGAUAUUUCUAAAUUCAUUCUCCCAAAAGGUAAUAAUAAAUGGUAAUUGUAAUUGGUGAUUUCAGUAAAACGUUUGAAAAAAACUUGUGUUAAAAAAUCAUUAUCUUUCUUUUGGUGCAAAGUGGUUAAUAAGAAUGAAGUUCCUGUUCGUGGCUUUCGUAAUUGUGGCGGCCAUUUUUGCGGCCAAAGGAGAACAUUUAGUAAUUGGAAAUGUGGCCAAUAGAGUAAAAUUGGCUAAGCACGAGUUGGUUGAAUAUAAUGCGAUACCAUUUAUGAAGAGGGUUAAGCAGUUUUUCUACGCCGCACCGGAUAAUAAGAAAAUACAGGGUAUCCAAGCAAUAGACACUUUACACUCGAGGGCCUCGAUGAACAUAACAGCCGGGGGGAUCGGACACUCCUUUGUGAACCUCCGAAUGAAGAGUGAGAGAGGGCGCAGCCUCGCAUAUGAUAUUGGCAUUUACGUCAAUCCUGAUUUUCAAUAAAUAAAGACAUAACUCCAACGGAUAAUGGAAAAGAUAGCACUGAUGGCUAGUUUACACCUAUUAUUUUACGAAAUAAUUAAAUCAAUUUUAUUAAUUUAACUACCAGAUAACUCACGUACCUAUUUGAGUCGACUUUUUGUUUUUGUGAGACAUGUUUGGAACUAGUUCGUGGUCAUCAAGUAUAUAACCAGAAAUAGAGACGAAUGUCAUUUAAUUUGUUUCAAAACUAUUCUGCCAUAUCAUUACGAUGACAACUGCGCUUCGAUUGACCA
Hyposmocoma kahamanoa is the source of this 771-nucleotide messenger RNA. RefSeq lists its product as uncharacterized. Bases 152 to 499 code for a protein of 115 amino acids. Lineage: Eukaryota; Metazoa; Arthropoda; Insecta; Lepidoptera; Cosmopterigidae. The record is from RefSeq and is a predicted model, not a curated record. The transcript has 2 exons.